Messenger RNA from Saccostrea cuccullata (small rock oyster), 1052 nucleotides. RefSeq names its product F-box only protein 48-like. NCBI's taxonomy places the organism in Eukaryota, Metazoa, Mollusca, Bivalvia, Ostreida, Ostreidae. The record is from RefSeq and is a predicted model, not a curated record. Bases 405 to 797 code for a protein of 130 amino acids. The transcript is spliced from 2 exons. Gene Ontology annotation, molecular function: protein binding.
CUUAUAUGUUUAUAAACAUAGCGUUACGUCAUUUCCUCUGUACUGCUUCAAGUUAUGACAUGAGAAAGUCAGCAUCUGCUCUCUUUGAAUUAAUAGACUACUUUGUGAUAUUCAGGUGGAGAGCGAAUAUAUUCACGAUUUCGAAUACAUGAUUUUUGUGGUUACAGUGUGAAUAACGUUGUCUUUUUGGGACACGCCCCCUUUUGACAAGUGGCCACGUUGGUUUGACAGGUGGGCGCCUUCAGACACUGGCCGUGUAAUUAGCAGUUUAAUGACGGACAUUAUGCCAUUUACGUACAUAAUGACAUGAAAAGAAGACUUCAAUAAGUGAAUGUGGUCUAUAUAAAGUUUGGAUUUGUUUCAGUAACAGCUGAACUAUAGAGAACAGUACUGUGGACGUCGCAAUGACGACAGAGAAAAAAACUGCAAAUUUUCUUGAUCUUCCGCAUGAAUUACAGGCUCUGAUUUUCUCAUAUCUGCCGAAUAAGGAUAUUUUUUCUGCAUGUCUAGUCUGCAAGCAGUGGAAUUCUGUAAUUAUGGAUACAGAAUUCUUGUGGAAGGUCAGGUGCAAUACACUUCAAGAGUUACAGCCAAGAGUUAGAGAUGACAAAGCAAAGGGCCAUAGUUGGAAGGAGACCUUUAAGAUGAACUAUGGGAGGAAUGGAGUGAAGAGGAUGUGGCAGCUGGGAUUCUUCAGUAACCCCGCAUCCUAUGAUGAUCUGCCUCAAGGGAUUUUCAGCAACAUGGAUGUCGACUCUUGGGCUGAUAUAUUUCAGCUAGAAUUGGAAAGAUCAUAGCAAAUGACUCUUUUUGGCAUGUACAUGUAAAAGUGAUUUUAUUUGGGAUGGCUUUUGAAAGACAUCUGAAUAUUUAUUGUGGUUUUAGCUGCAUUAUAGUCUCAACAAAUUCUGAUUUUAAAGUGAAUUGUGAUUUUAUAGUGCUGGGAAAUUUUGAUUUAAAAUCAUAUUAACAUGAUUUUUAGUUUGUUUUAUACAUGUACAUAUAUAUACAAGUAUACUGUAGCAAAAUGGCAUUCUUAGUAUCUUCAUUUC